CUUGGCGUGCCAGCUAGGCGCAGGUGUUACGUAGGGCGCGGGGCCCGCCCACGGGGCGGCACCCGGGACCCAGCAGGGGACGCCGUGUGGUGGCGGAGGGGUGCGCGUGAUGGAGCCGUUGGAGGAGGCGGUUGGCGGUGCGGCGGCGGCGGUGGUGCUGGAGCUGCCGCGGCGGGAGCGCGGCGCGGCGGAGCUGGCUGCCGAGCUGGAGGCGCGGCGCAGCGGCGAGACGCGGCGGCUGGUGCUGGGCGGGCGGCGAGUGUCGGGCCCGCUGCCGGCCGCGCUGGGCCGCUGGUUCCCGGCGCUCGAGGUGCUGGACGUGAGCGGCGCGGGGCUGGCCGAGCUGGGCGCGGCGCUGCUGGCGCUGCCGCGGCUGCGGGCGCUGCUGGCCAAGAACAACCGGCUGGGCGGGCCCGGGUCGCUGCCCAAGGGGCUGGCGCAGGCCCCGCUCGGCCGCUCGCUGCGCGUCCUCAACCUCAGCGGCAACCGCUUCGCCGAGCUGCCGCCCGCCCUGCUCGGCCUGCGCGGCCUGCAGCGCCUCAGCCUGGGCGGCAACCGUUUGCACAGCAUCCCGCCAGACAUCCAGGGCCUGCAGAGCUUGGAGUUUUUAUACCUUGGAGGGAAUUUCAUUACUUCAAUCCCACCUGAGUUAGCAAACCUGCCUUCACUAAGCUACCUGGUACUGUGUGACAACAAGAUCCAAAGUAUCCCGCCACAGCUGGCUCAGUUGCAUUCCCUACGUUCCCUUAGCCUCCACAACAACCUGUUGACAUACCUCCCCCGGGAGAUCCUCAACCUGGUUCACCUGGAAGAGCUGAGUUUGCGUGGGAACCCUUUGGUCGUUCGGUUUGUCCGUGACCUGACCUACAAUCCCCCAAGUCUCCAGGAACUGGCUGGGCGAACCAUUAAAGCCCGCAACGUUCCCUAUGGUCCCAGUGAUCUCCCUGAGAAUCUUCUCAAAUAUCUGAACUUGGCCAGCAACUGUCCCAAUCCCAAAUGUGGGGGUGUCUACUUCGACAGCUGUGUCCGACAAAUCAAGUUUGUUGACUUCUGUGGGAAGUACCGCCUCCCACUGAUGCACUACCUGUGCUCUCCAGAAUGCUCCUCCCCCUGCAGCUCUGCCUCUCAGAGCUCCACUUCUCAGAGCGAGUCUGAUUCAGAGGAUGAAGCCAUUGCUGCUGCACACAGGAUGCAGAAAGUUCUUCUUGGAUAAAAGGGAUUGAGGGAGAAAAGACUGGAAAAGAAACAUGUUAGAAAAGGAAUAAUGGAACUGCAAAGUCUGAGGGUCUUGCCUGAGGGGCUUAUAGAAACUGCCGUCAAGUCACAUGGGGGCAGAACAUCAUCUAAGCAAAUGUAGGAUUGUUUGGUGCAAUGCUACUUAGAAGAACUAACUUAAUGAUGCACCUACAUGUAGGAGUGUUCCAGAGCUAGUGGUUGGUACAAAGUCCACCACAAAGGUCUGCUUUCUGAGAAUUCUGCCUGAAAAGGGGAGAUGGGACCUGCUCUGGUUAGGAGGGUGGUUUAAAUGGGUUCUAAAGCACGACACUUCACUGAACUGCUAAGCACCUUAUGAAGCAAAGGAGACUGCCCCAGGACAUAACACUGCAGUAAAUCAGAAAUGGCAUUACACCUAUAUUGUGAAUGUGUGUGGACUCAAGGCUUUGUCAGCAGAGGUUUUUUUCUUUGUAUCAUGCUUUAGCACCCUGCUCUCUCCUUGAUUUCCAGUUACAUUUUCAGACAGCUCCCAAAGUAAGAAUUCUUUUUAUGGGGUGUGGAUUUUCUAAUCUCUGGUUACCCUUCCUUUGCUUCAGACUUGGGAUCUCCGUCCUGUUGUGGAUAUUACAGCCUUAGAACUGAGCCUUAUUUGGUAUUUAUCUGCCUUUUUAUACUGAGCUGCUGUUUGCAUCCUCUUUAAGUCCAUCCUGAUUCUCUAAUUGCAGCUGGUGCAUCUUGCCUCAAAAUAUAGACAAGUUGUCUCACUGAGACUUGAUGUCAGUUCAGUUCCAAAGCCAUGUGCCUCCAAGCAAAGGACCAAAUGUGUUGUCCAGUAAUGUGCUUUGAACUCUGAUUCUAGUGGGGCAAGUCUGCUCUUAAACCUCUGCAACUUGUAUGGGCAACUCUUGAUUAAUCUUUCUGUUUAAUCAAGACCUGGAUGGUUAAGAUAGUGCCUGUUGGUGGCAGCAGUCCCUCGAUACGAGGAUGCCAGUCUUCCAGUAGAUAGGAAAGUGGUUUUAGUUAAGUAAGAGCUACUUGUUGCAUGGCUUUUUGUAAACUUUAUUUUUCCUCCCAAAGGUACUGCUUCCUUAAAUUGAAAGUACAGAAUAGGACAAUGCCAAGAGCACUGUGUUCUUCCACCUUUCUGGUAUGAAAAGAAGAGCUAGUGGGAAGAAACAGAAGACAAGGUGCUUGAGCUGGCUGUGCAGGCAUCAAGUUGAUGGUGCAGGCUCUUGUGUAUUUCUUAGUUUACAUUCAUUGCAAUGUUUAAAAGUUUAUGCAAUGUGGUGGAUUGUUCAGCUAGUACACUGAGUUUUCUCAAACUGUAUUUAAAGGAAAAAUGCAGAGAAUGGUUAUAAUACUAUAGCUAAACAUUGAGAAAUAACUUUAUUUCUAAACGGUGUGAAACUGACAGGGAUUUCUAAGUCUCCCUAUGGGGUGAUGCGUUUCCCACAAGGAGAGCUGCCAUUUUAUUGAUACUUCCCAAAAAGCUGUCUUUGUGAGGUAGCUUGAAAUACAACAAAUCCAGCUCUGCAUUUGAACAUAGGAGCAAAGCAGGUUAUUUGCUGGUCUAUGCAAAACAAACUAGUACAGUUUUUUUUAAACCCUACUUCCAAACAACUUGUAUGCUCCUCAGGCUUUCAGAAAAUUAAUCUAGCUGUUUGAGUGCAUCUUUGGCAGCUCUUUGUUAAUUGUUCUGUUUAACUGUUUGACACUUUAUUAAAGCACUUUCAUAAUUUACUUUUUGUAAUUAACUUUAGUGAGAAGAAACACACUCUAGACCAGUUGUUCUCAACUUUUUUUGUACCAGGACCCAUUUGUAAACAUCGAUGGCCAGUCCUGACCCAGUGCCCCUCACUCCCAAACCACUGCCUCCACCCCCAGUGUGUGUGUGUGUGUGUGUGUGUGUGUGUGUGUGUGUGUGUGUGUGUGUGUGUGUGUGUGUGUGGAGUAUGGGGCGCCUCAAGCAGCCCCUUAAAGGCUGGAACUCUGCUAGCCUGCAAGGGAAAAGCUGUGGUUUCCCAUGUUUUUCUCCUUUAAAGGAGCAUUCAUUUUUAAAGUUUGUUUGUGACCCUUUAAUGUAUUCUUGCAACCUACUUUUAGGUUAUGACCCAUGGGUUGAGAAACGCUGCUUCUAGACCACAAUUUUCCCUUAAUGUGACCUAAAAAACAGAGCAUUUGCAAUGUUAAUGUCUGCCUAGGUAUUCAGGAUCAAGUCCUUGCUUUUCAGUCUCUGGUAGCACUGAAAGUAUGCUUGUUGAGACCCUAAAUGUCCCUUGUAAAGAACUAGAAUUUGAAAGAAAUGGUCUUUUUUUUUUUUUUUUUUUUUUUAUAAGUAUCAGUGACUAAUCCAGAAUUUACCUUCUCAAGUCCACAUGUGACUGUGAUUCCACUCACAUCCCUCUGUGACAGCCAAGCUGUAGGUGUUACAUGGCUUUUGAAAUCUGUUUGCACACAACCCAGUAGGGUAGCAUUCAGAUUAAAUUUAGCCAGAAUCAAAUACAACUGCAGCCAGCUGUACAAGGCUUGGUUGGGAAGGAGAUCCUGAAAGCUCUGAAAUGGCACUAGCUGGGUGGUAGGAGGAGCCUGUUUUCUGUCCUUCACUUCCCGUGGCAAAGGAGACAUGAGGUACAUAGACCUUGGCCUGGCCACAGUUACAACUAUUCUGUUAAUUAGUGGGCUGCAGUCCCCCAUUCUCUGCCUUCUACAGGCAAAAUCAUUGUUUCAGAACUUUUUCCCUUAUUGCUGCAUCUGUUCAGCAUUUCCCCCUUUUGAUACAAAGUUUUAAGUUGAGAAAGAUGUAAAGCUGGGUUAUCAUUCUGCAUUCCCUGCUGUGUUGAGAGUCCUGUGCACAUUCUUCCCUUUCCCCUUCAUCUCUGCCAAGAAGAGCUGAUGGUAAGUUUCUGAAUGAAGGUAGUUAAUGUGAAGAGCGGGAUCAUGUUAAAAGAAGCAAAAAUAUCUACUUGACUGGAAGCAGUUUACACAGUUGCCAGUUCUUUUAUGUUUCUCUUCAGUAAGAGGGAAGACUUGCAGAAGUCAAUAAUGAACAUUUGAACAAGUUCUGAAGUGGCCAGAUGCAGUUUCUCAUGGUUUUCUGUCGUGUUCAUUUCUGCCUUUGAAAUUUUGGAUUGAAUUGUUUGGGAAGGAAUUGGCUCCUUUUUGUUCCUUACUCCUGUUGGCAGUAAUGAAUGGAAGGAGUCUAAUCCAAUGAAAGUAAUGAAACUUAAUCCCCACAAUGCAUCUUUGUUACCAAGUUCAAAGAACUGUUUUUAAUGCAUCUUAUUCACACCAGGCAGAUGAUUUUUUCCCCUGCUCUGCUUGAGUAGUUUCAACAUCCUUCAAAUACACUUCUUCAGGGUGCACUCUAAUGCAGGAAUAACUCCACCUUGGAAACCUCUCUAUUGAUGGCUUUGUUUGCUUGUUCAACGAGAGCGUUGAUCUUGUACUGAACACUGAAGGAUUAGAGGUUUUCAAUCCAGCCAUCUUGCUGAAUUUUAGUCAUGUAAAAACCAAUGUUCAAAGUCGUAAAAAAGUGCCUUACGUUUUUUAAAAAGCAUUUUGCUAGAAAUGUUCAAAUAUAGAAUAUCUCUAACAGUAUUUCAUUAUGAAACAAAUUGUAAUACUAAAAAUGUUAUUUCUAAAA
Molecule: messenger RNA, 4858 nt
Organism: Alligator mississippiensis (American alligator)
Lineage: Eukaryota; Metazoa; Chordata; Crocodylia; Alligatoridae
Gene: LRRC58
Product: leucine rich repeat containing 58
Exons: 4
Coding region: 110-1213 (367 amino acids)
Molecular function (GO): protein binding
Source: RefSeq, a predicted model, not a curated record